GUUAGUGCUCAAAUAAAGAAUGAUAAUGCUUAUUGGGGUAAUUGUGUUAUCCGGGCUCACCUGAGUGAUCCUGACAGUCCAUAUGAGAUUUUCUGCCGUACUACAAAUGAAGUUUAUCGCUUACGAAGACGUCAAGUGUCCAUCAAUGAGACGGAGGUGAAAAACUUGAGAUCUCAAAAGCUUCUACCCAGCAAUCAUGUUGAUCCAUUGGUAUCGCCGCAUUGUGAUUCUGAGGUCUUAAGGACAAAUGUGGGCCUGUCAAAUAGUGAAGAGAACAGGAAGCGGAGACGAAAGCCGAAAGAUUUCGGCGCAGACUGGAUUAUACCGGGGAAUCCCAGAAAACGCGUCAAGUCAGACUGUAUCAGAGUCAAUGAUAAUAAUGAUCUGGCAGGAAGACUGAAAGGUGAUGAAAUUGUAAGUUCUGGUUUGUUUCCCUUUUUCCGCCGCUGUACAUAUCACGAAGUUUUACGCAACCAACCGGUGAUGAGUAGGGUGGGUGAAAUCAGAUUGAAGAUAGAUAAUAUGUUUGUUUUAUCGAAUGAAUGUGUUCUGAAGAUUCAUUCGCAGGUAGGAUAAUAUUAUAAUCCUAGAGAGGAUGGAUGGAUGAGGUUAAUUACUGGGUAGUGAGUGUAUGUAGAGGUGAAGAUUAUCCGGACUUAAAAGUGUGUAAUUUGAUGGAUGGCACUUGAAUGUUUUUGGUACGGGAGUUGCCAACGGGAUGUACCUGCAAUAAUCUCCUGUGAGUGGUUGUGUGUGGUGUUGUCAUUGUGACUGGUACCCAGUACUCUUUGUUUGAAAUGCUUAAGCCUAAAUGUGUUAUUAGGGAGUAAAUACUGACUGAUUUGAUUGUUUUCAAUCGAUUCAACUACUCGUGAAAUCGUGGAGGUGAUAUUUAUGGGUGUGAGGUAGAGAGACAUUUAAAUUGAGGAGACUUUGCAGGAUGGUAUUAGAGAAAAAGAAGCUGACAGCCCGUAUAACUAUCCAGUUGUUUUAGUGAACAAAGGAGAUGGGAAUUAGAGACCCUGCAUGGAUUUCUGAUAGCUAAACAGCAUGACAGAGCUGAGACCGUGUGUGGCAUGCCAGCUGUAGUAGAUAGCGUGUAUUGUAUACAAGGCGCGAAUUUUUCACAGUGCUUGACCUCCGGUCACGAUAUUGUCAGAUACGGAUAAAGCAGAGCGACAGAGAUAAGACGGCGUUCAUCGCAUGGGUCAGAAAGAAUAUCGGUUUAAACACAUGGUAUUUGGACGACUAGCAGGUGUACUGUUUGCCUUCAGAGGAGUCGUUAGGUUGUUGAUCAGAAAGUUGAAGAAUGUGGAGGUGUACGGUGAUGACCUGUUCAUCUGCAGUCAAAACGAAAGCGAUCAUGUAAGCCAUGUUGAAGCCGUGUUAAAAGUCAUUGAAGAGUUUGGACUGCUCACCGACAGGACAAAAUCUCAGAUAGCCAAACGGAGUGUUACCGUGUUGGGUGAUAGAGGAGUGGGGAACGGUGAGAUAAAACCGCUAGCGGAGAAAAUCUUGUCGAUAAAGACCAUUACGGGCCCGGAUUCCAAGAGAAUGCUAGGACAGUUCGUCGGGAGAGCUGCAUUUUAUAGUCGAUUUGUGCAAACUUCAACAAGAUAGCAGACCCGGUGUACAGACUAUUAGAUGAUGAGUUGAAGUUUGUGUGGUCGGAAGAUUCGCAGAAGACAUUUGACAGUAUUAAACGUCUGUUAAACGACAGGAAAAUGACGCUAAGACUGCCUGUAUCGGGAAAACAGUUCACAGUGUACACAGAUGCGAGUGACUAUGGGAAAGGCGUAGUACUUGGACAGGGUGAAGCAGUUGUCGAAUAUGUCAGUGGUAUUUUAACACACAGAGCAAAAGUAUUCAACGAUAGAGAAAGAAUGUUUAGCAAUAGUAUGUAUGGGCGGUAGACAAAUGCAGACCGUUAUAAGGAUGAAACUCGGGCACUGAUAUGAUUAUGAGGAAUAAAUUGUGCUCGAAACGUCAUCAGUAUAUAUUACUGUAUAACACUGUGUGACUUUAUCAAAAUGAAAUUUUAUCCAUAGUGAAAUGGAGACCGUAUUGACUCGGCCAACAGUUGCACAUCUAAAGUGAUCACAAGUCGCUAGAUUUUCUGAGGAUGGCGGAAGGCCCACGUGGGGACUUGUCCAGGUGGAUGUUGAGCCUGCGAAAUUAUGACUUCAUCAUCUCACACGUCCCCAGCAACGGAACUUGUUUGGCCGAUUUCUUAUCUAGACGAGAUGACGAAGCUGAGUUACCGGAGAUUGCUUAUGGAGUGGAUGCAUUGUAACAAGAUGCAUUCAGACAUGCUAUCAGUCACAAGUCGGACACUACCCUGAAUACAGUAAUACGGGAGAUCACUAACGGAAUA
Molecule: messenger RNA, 2374 nt
Organism: Trichobilharzia szidati
Lineage: Eukaryota; Metazoa; Platyhelminthes; Trematoda; Strigeidida; Schistosomatidae
Source: the annotation of a GenBank genome assembly